Ilex paraguariensis (yerba mate) is the source of this 1341-nucleotide messenger RNA. NCBI's taxonomy places the organism in Eukaryota, Viridiplantae, Streptophyta, Magnoliopsida, Aquifoliales, Aquifoliaceae. The record is from the annotation of a GenBank genome assembly.
UUAUAACACCAUGAUCACGUGGAAAUGGGAUAAUCUGAAUCUGCAAACAAGAUUUGACAACACCCAGAAAUGGCUGUCACGAAUUUGGACAAUGAAGGAACAUCUGAGAUUGUGUUCUUCGACUUGGAAACAACAGUACCCAAAAUCCCUGGACAGAGGUUUUGGGUAUUGGAGUUUGGUGCAAUCGUAGUUUGCCCGCAGAAGCUGUCGGAGCUAGAGAGCUUUUGUACGCUGAUCAGGCCGGGGGACUUGUCGGCCGUUGCAUUGAGGUCCAGUCGAUGUGAUGGGAUUACUCGCGAAGCUGUUGCAAAUGCGCCGAUGUUUGAAGAAGUUGCAGACAAGGUGUUCGACAUUAUGGAUGGGAGAAUAUGGGCAGGUCAUAACAUUCAGAGAUUUGAUUGCGUUCGUAUUAAAGAGGCGUUUGCGGAGAUUGGUCGACCUGCGCCGGUGCCUGUUGGGUUGAUUGAUUCGUUAGGAGUCUUGACGCAGAAAUUUGGCAGAAGAGCUGGCAACAUGAAGAUGGCAACAUUGGCUGCUUACUUUGGGAUUGGGAAGCAAAAGCACAGGAGUCUGGAGGAUGUUCGCAUGAAUUUGGAAGUGCUCAAGCAUUGUGCAACAGUGCUAUUUCUGGAAUCAACCCUCCCAAGUUUGUUAAUUAAAGGGAAGUUUCACAACUCUCCCAGUGUUACAACGAGAAGCAGAAGUGCAUUGAAUUCAAACCCCCCAAGUGGGUUACAUGGAAAUUGGCAUAAUUCUCCAACAAUUGCAAGAAGGAGGAGGUAUUAUGGCAAGGUGCCAUGUGUAGAAGAAACUAGCCGGAAAUCUCCUCCGACAACUUCACUUGCUUAUCAGCGAGCUGUUCCUUAUGCAAGGGGAACUCUGGGAAAGAUGACAGAAAAUGUAGUGAAGAAUAUAUUGUGUAAAGCCCAAAACAGGCCUCUCAAUAAUUUAUUAAAGCAUUCUCAGUUGCUGCUCCGAUGAGUAAGACGAGACAGUCUUUCCAUGUCGAAUCUGCAUGAAAAUCGAUGACACUCAACACAAACAUGGAGGAAAACAAGAAGCCUAUUGAUGAAGGUGCAUAGGUGUCUGUCAAUUGAAUUGGAGACUUCUCAAGACUCAAGUUUCGUGCGAUACAGAAGAAGUAACAUGAUUGAAAGGCUUAUUGCCAUUGUUUCGUUGAAGCUUCCUCGCCAGCAGAAUGAACAUUGGAAAUACAAAUGCGCCAGCUUUCAACUCCUAGAAGAAGGCGGCACUGUAGCAACAAAAAAUAAUUUGACCAUUCUUUGAUUUAUUGAUUGAUUUAUUCUUUCACUAUGGCAUUUCUCUCGAUGGCCUAAGGUG